Vicia faba (fava bean) is the source of this 336-nucleotide messenger RNA. The record is from the annotation of a GenBank genome assembly. NCBI's taxonomy places the organism in Eukaryota, Viridiplantae, Streptophyta, Magnoliopsida, Fabales, Fabaceae.
AUGACAGUAACCCUUCGUUCUCCGUCGAAAAAAGAAGCGAAAGUCUACCGCCACAAGUUUCGACAAAGUGGGUUAAACCAUAGGAAUUUGGAUCAACUCGAAACAUUAUCAAAGAAGCUUAAAUCCAAGAUAGUUAGGGCUGAGGCACCUUCACACUUCAUUGCUGCAACUAGGCUUCUUGCCCGCGAGGGUAUAAAUGCAGAGCAACUUGUAAGGAAUAUGAAGUUAUUUGAGUUGAAGGACGGGGCGACUAUCUUUAUCACCAAUAGAACAAAACUGAUGAAGAUCAAUUCCCAAAACAGGACGGAGCAACUAUCUUUAUCACCAACGGUAUGA